ACGACUCCCUGGCUGGUCGCUAAAAUUUGAUCUUGCCGGAAGUUCCCAUUGAAGUUGAUCUUAGGAGGCGGCGCCAUAAAUUGCUUGAGAAUUGCUAUACUUUAUCCUCCGAGAGUUCUUUCUUCUCAUUUCAACACUGUGAGCUCUAUUAAUUUCUUGAAAUCCAGUGCACGCUCGAAAUAUGAUAUAGGUUAUUUUCAACACUCAUAUUCUAGACAGUCGACCUUUUUGUAAUAAAAGAAAAAAUUGGUCAUUCUCAGAUACCUAGGAGCUGAAAGAAAAUCACCAUCUCAAUGGAAGUUCCGGUUGAAGAGGCCAUUGCUGCCCUCUCCACAUUCUCAUUAGAGGAUAAUCAACCAGAAGUUCAAGGGCCAGGGAUCUGGGUUUCAGUUGAAGGAGGUGCCACCAGCAGCCCAAUCCGUAAGUUUCUUUUUUUGCCAUUUUCAAUAUCUGUGUUUGUGGUGUGUGCUUUGGAUAUGGUUUCUUUCAGCAAUUUUAAAUUUCAUGCAUACUUUGAUAUGGGCAUGAUGUCUUAUGUAGAGUACAGCGAUGUGUCUGCAUAUAGGUUGUCACUUUCUGAAGACACCAAAGCUAUUAAUCAGCUGGAUGCACUUAUUCAAGAAGGAAAUGAAAUCACAUCUGUGCUCUAUACAUAUCAGAGUUGUGUCAAAGCUCUUCCUCAGCUUCCAGAAUCUAUGAAGCAAAGCCAGGCUGACUUAUACCUAGAAACGUAUCAAGUUUUAGAUUUGGAAAUGAGCCGGCUGCGUGAAGUUCAGCGAUGGCAGGCGUCAACAGCAUCUAAGAUUUGGACGGAGAUGCAAAAUGAUUUUUUGCCAAACUUCAUACUCUGCAAUACAACUCAGCGUUUUGUCCGAUCUUCUAGAGUUCCUUCAGUUUCUGUGCAGAAACCUUCAAUUCCCUAUGCAAAGCCAAACUUUUAUUGUGGUAACCCAGAUCUAAAUUCUGCAUACCAGAACUUUGCUCGAUUGUAUUGUGGAUUUUUUGGGAUCCCUCACAUGUAUUCAAUUGCAAAGCUUUUGGGGUCUAGAUCAUUGCCUUGGCUUAUCAGAGCCCUCUUGGAUCAUGUCUCAAACAAGAUUACUACAAUUGAACCAAUGAUUAUUGGCUUACAAGAAGCUUUGCCUAAGUCCAUUGGAUUGCUUCCGUUUGAUGGAGGAGUAGCAGGAUGUAUGAGAUAUGCAAAGGAUAUUCUUAACUGCUGGCAGUCAAAAUCUGAACUCAAAGCUAAGAUUCUUUGUGGAAUCAAGGAAAUUGGGAGUGUGCUGUACUGCAUGGGUCUUCUUGAUAUUGUUUUGAGGGAAGUAGAUACUUGUAAUUUCUUGCAAACAGCCCCUUGGUUAGGUUUAAUUCCAGGCACAGAUGGGCAGAUGACGCAAUCUCAAGAGGGGGCAGAUAGCCCUAUGGUCACUCUCUUUAAAUCCGCAACUGCUGCAACUGUAUCUAGCCCUAGCUGCUUAAGUUCCACAUCAUUCAGCAUGUUAUCAAAGCAAGCGGAAGCUGCUGAUCUCUUGUACAAGGCCAACAUUGACACUGGAAGUGUACUGGAAUAUGCCCUUGCUUUCACCAGUGCCGCUUUAGAUAAAUACUGUGGCAAAUGGAGCGCGGCCCCUAAGACAGGAUUUAUUGAUAUCAGAACUUCAAAGGACUUCUACCGAAUAUUUAGUGGCCUACAAAUUGAAUACUUGGAGGAAUCUGUAUUAUUGCAGUCAAGCAGCCACGAAAUGUUGGGUGAUUCUGUUGCCUGGGGUGGAUGCACAAUCAUCUACCUGCUUGGCCAGCAACUGCACUUUGAACUCUUUGAUUUUUCACAUCAAGUCCUCAAUGUUUCAGAGGCAGAAGCAGCAGCAUUUACAUCACCGCAAAUGAAUCUUACAUUUGUUCAGGGAUUGGAUAGCUUAAUGGAGGCCAUGAAGAAAGCAAGGAGGCUAAACAGUCAUGUGUUUUCAAUGUUGAAAGCCCGGUGCCCGCUUGAGGACAAGCAAGCAUGCGCUAUAAAACCAAGUGGUGCACCAUUGCAUCGCGUCAAAUAUGAGAACACGGUAUCUGCUUUUGAAACACUCCCUCAGAAAGGUGCUUGAGAUUAAUGGACCGGUCAAAGGAGGUGCCCAAAUGUUUGACCGGUAGAGUCUGUUGUACCAUAUACCUUUUGAGAUAGAGGAAGAGAUCAGAGGGAACAAAACUUCGAGAAGGGG
This is a messenger RNA of Cuscuta campestris, 2213 nucleotides long. NCBI's taxonomy places the organism in Eukaryota, Viridiplantae, Streptophyta, Magnoliopsida, Solanales, Convolvulaceae. The record is from the annotation of a GenBank genome assembly.